This is a messenger RNA of Conger conger (European conger), 3024 nucleotides long. Its product is annotated as inter-alpha-trypsin inhibitor heavy chain H3-like. The transcript has 21 exons. The coding region runs from base 12 to 2714 and encodes 900 amino acids. The record is from RefSeq and is a predicted model, not a curated record. NCBI's taxonomy places the organism in Eukaryota, Metazoa, Chordata, Actinopteri, Anguilliformes, Congridae.
ACAUAGCAGCCAUGAUGUCCGUUGUUGGAGGGGUGCUGCUCCUCAGUCUUAUUUUGGGGCCUUCCUCCGCAGGAGUCGAGGGGGAGGAGAGCGUGACCGAUGCCUUGGACGUCUACAGCUUCCACAUCAGGUCUAAGGUGAGUAGCCGCUAUGCUGUGACUGUGAUCACCAGCAGGGUUGCUAAUCGAGCGAGCGCGCCCCGUGAGGUGGACUUCCACGUGGAGCUGCCCAAAAAUGCCUUCAUCAGCAAAUUCAACAUGACCAUAGAUGGGAAAUCAUACAGUGGGGUGGUGAAGAAGAAGGAAGAGGCACAGAAGCAGUACAGCCAAGCCGUGUCACGUGGCCAGAGUGCCGGUCUUGUCAGUGCUGUGGGGAGAACGCUGGAGGAAUUCAAGACUUCGGUGACGGUGGCUGCGCAUAGUAAAGUCACGUUUGAGCUGACCUAUGAGGAGCUACUGAAACGACGUCUAGGGAAGUAUGAACUACUGAUCAAGGCCAGACCAACACAGGUUGUCAAAGACUUCAAGAUCGACGUGCACAUAUUUGAACGCCAGGGGAUCCGCUUCCUGGAAACCCAUGGGGGCUUGGCCUCCAACGAUCUGGCACGCGCUGUUACCACCAACCUGACUGAUAAAGAGGCCCUGGUGCACUUCUCCCCCUCUCCUGAGCAGCAGCAGUGCUCCGACUGUCAGGACAAAGGGCUGAGUGGAGAAUUGCGCAUUGUCUAUGAUGUCAACAGGCCAAAGUCAGAGGGAGAGCUGCAGAAUGUGAAUGGAUAUUUUGUGCAUUACUUUUCCCCCUCUGGUCUCUCACGCAUUCCCAAAAAUGUUGUCUUCAUUAUUGACCGGAGUGGCUCUAUGAGUGGGACAAAGAUACAGCAGACUCAAGAGGCAAUGUUGAAGAUUUUAGAUGAUCUCCACAAAGAGGAUCAUUUUGGCCUGAUCAUGUUUGAUGGUCGUGUGACACCUUGGAAAGAUGACUUAGUUCCCGUGAACUCAGAUUACCUAGCAUUGGCACGCGACUUUGUGAACAACAUCAGAAGCGAAGGAAUGACAGAUAUCAACAAUGCAGUUCUGAAGGGGGUGCAGAUGUUGUCCAGGUUUGGAGAGUCUCACUCUGGAAAAGAAAGUACUUCCAUUCUCAUCUUGCUUACUGAUGGAGAUCCCACCACGGGUGUGACCAAUCUAGAUGAGAUCCAGAAGAAUGUUAGGGAGGCCAUCCGGAAGAGAUACACAUUGUACUGCCUGGGGUUUGGCUUUGACGUCGACUACAAGUUCCUAGAGAGGAUGUCACUAGAGAACGACGGCCUGGCCAGAAGGAUCUACGAUGAUUCGGAUGCAGCUCUGCAGUUGCAGGGUUUCUAUGAUGAAGUGGCUACUCCUCUUCUGCUCGAUGUCCAAAUGCAUUACACUGGUGCCUCCAAUGUCACCUACACCACCUUUGGCCAGUACUAUGAUGGGUCUGAGAUUGUGGUUGCUGGUCAAAUUGAUUACAAUGACCUGGAGAUAUUUAAUGCUGAAGUCAAGGCUAAAAUGAAAGGCAAUGACUCAAUAUUCCAUGAAGUACUUAUUGGGAAUGAAAGAAAUGCCUCCAAGACCCUUGACCACUACAUCUUUGAAACAUACAUCCAGAGACUGUGGGCUUAUCUUACUAUACAGCAGCUACUGGAAAGACAAGUGCUGCUCACAGAGGAACAGCAGACAGCUGUCAGGGAGAAGGUUCUGGCGCUCUCUCUCAAGUAUAGCUUUGUGACCCCACUUACAAGUAUGGUGGUCACCAAGCCUGAGGGUGAAGAGCCACAUGUGGCCCACAAACCCAAGGAAGGAAACACAAAAACACAAACAAAAACACAAACACGAACCAGGAUAUUCGCAAGUCCAAUCGCAAGGUCUUCAUUCUUGCAAGGUGCAUCAUCAUCAUCAUCAUCAGCAUCAUCAUCAUCAUCAUCUGCAGUAAGGAGAAGGCAUAAACAUACUAGACUAGCCACUAAAGGAAGAGCUACAGCUCGAAUAAGAUCCGGGAUAGCCUAUUUAGACAUUGAAGAAAAACCUACAGCUCGAAUAUUACCGGAGAUAGCCUUCUUAAAAGUCCUUCUGCCAGCCCAGGGCCAGAAUACCUCAAUCUGUUUUAAUGUUGAGGCACCCAGAGGUUUGAUUCCCAAAGAGGCUGUCUUUAAACUUCUGCAUGACCCGGCCACAGGUGUGUCCAUCAAUGGUGAAAUGUUAAAAAGGGGGCACUUCCUCAAGAUUGGUGUUCGGUACAAAGAUAAGUGCCAAAUCAAAGCAAACACGACCGGGAUCAUGGUUACAGAUGAAGGCAAAGAGCAAUUGAUCUUUUGGACUGACACUCCCACAAGUCAUCAUUGUGAUGGCAUAUCAAUGACCAUGCAGAACAAAGUUCUUGAUGUUUCUGUGGGAAAUAUUAGUGUUAACAUCCUACUGCACGAGAAAGACAAAAAGAGCUUUCUGUGGGCAGACAUUAGACAGCAAGACCCUAUCCCCAAAGCCAAAGGACUACUGGGCCGGUCUCCGGUGUCAUAUGUCCUAAAGGAGACAUCACCAUUGGUGAAACUGGAAAUCCUGGGUAAAGAAGUACUGGCAACAAGAGACUCAGCUGUGGAUUUCCGCACUCAUGUCAAACCAACAGUGGACUGCUGGCUCGUGCCUUUCUCCUCCCUCGUACCAGAGUCCCUGUUAAAAAUCCUUGGUUUAUAGCUGUAGAAGGUGAUGGAUUUUGGACAGUUGCACAGCUAACUAUCAGUUUUUCAGAAUAUUGUGAGACCAUUAAAUACAAAUUUGUCAAAGGUAACCAUUAUUUUUGUCCUGGGUCUGCAUGCAUUGAGUUCCAGAUGUAAGGUUAUUAAAAUGUUAAAUAUCCAAAUGAAGCUAAUGACAAAAUAAGAUAUAACUGCUUUAUCUGACUGAACAUGUAGCCUAAAUGUCAGGCUGCAUCAUUUCACAACGUCAUUAUAGUUUCAACCAACAGUAUUGUGAUGUUGUAAUAAAUUAAAAUAAUGUGAAUGCA